Capronia epimyces CBS 606.96 is the source of this 1464-nucleotide messenger RNA. RefSeq lists its product as uncharacterized. Gene Ontology annotation, biological process: protein polyubiquitination; positive regulation of proteasomal ubiquitin-dependent protein catabolic process; ubiquitin-dependent protein catabolic process. Lineage: Eukaryota; Fungi; Ascomycota; Eurotiomycetes; Chaetothyriales; Herpotrichiellaceae. The coding region runs from base 1 to 1464 and encodes 487 amino acids. The record is from RefSeq and is a predicted model, not a curated record. The transcript has a single exon. Gene Ontology annotation, molecular function: zinc ion binding; ubiquitin conjugating enzyme binding; ubiquitin protein ligase activity. Gene Ontology annotation, cellular component: cytoplasm; ubiquitin ligase complex.
AUGGACAACCUUCCAGACUACAGCAUGGUCUGCCCCAUCUGCGACAAUGUCAUCGAGGGCCCAUACUCAACCCCGUGCAUCCAGUGCGCACGGCCCUACUGCUACGACUGCGUGAGGACUUGUUUCCGGACCGCGCUGCACGACAUCAACAGUAUGCCCGCGAAAUGCUGUCGCGCCAUCCUGCACCACGAGGUUGCGCGAGGCAUUCUUCCCGAUGGCGAAUUCGAAACGUACAAGAUGAAGCUGGACGAGCUCGGUACCAUCAAUCCGCUCUACUGUCCCGUCCCGACCUGUUCGACCUUUAUUUCUCCUCGAAUGUUUGAUGUCGACGCUGCAAAGGUGUCUUGCCCUACCUGCAGCACUGUCAUCUGUACCAAGUGCAAGCAGUCACUCGCAGCGACCCCUACCACCCCCGAUGGUGACCACGUGUGCGCCAAAGACCUCUCCAGACAGGCGAUUCUCGACACCUUUGGCUACAAGACCUGUCCCAAGUGCGGCACAGGAAUCAUGAAGAUGUUUGGCUGUCCUCACAUCCGAUGCCAAUGCGGUGCUCACUGGUGUUGGGCGUGUCAGAGACCCAUCACCGUUUGCUAUGAGAACCCGUGCAGUGACUCCGACGCCUACGAUGCGUUUCAAAACGGCAAUGACAACGGCAAUGACAAUGACAAUGACAAUGAGAACAAUAAUGACAAUGAUGGUAACCGUGACGAUGGCGACGAGGUGCUCCGCGAGACCAUGCAAGGGCCUGCCCACCUGUCCACUGAGGAGAUUCCGCCAACAAGUCAUCCAACACCGCCGGUGGCAGAAGAGGGCACUCCCGAGCCAUCGGCGUCAGUACCACCACCAGCACCAGACCCAGCACCAGCAUCAGCACCAGCGUCGGUACCAGCGUCGGCAUCAAGGUCGGAGCCCUCCGAAAGAGCAUCUUCCCGGCCCGUCAACCUAGACGACCCAGACACAGCCGACUGGGAAGCCAUGUCUCUCGAUUUCGGCGAAGACCCGCCCGACGAUGAGUUCUGGGACAUCUGGGGCUGCAGCCACCGGUUCGAAGCUUUCCAACAAAGCCAAGUCCCAGAGUUUUGGCUCGUCGGCGUCGACCCGGCCAAAGACCACGACAUCCAAGUCGAGUGCAUGGCGUGUUUCACCAAAGUCAGUGUCUGGGAGGAUGAGGAUGAGGACGGCGCCACCACCACCGAGGCAAAAGCCGUGGACGGCGACCGUGGGAGCAAGAGCUACAGCGGCCAACCUGCCCCGGCACCCAAAGCCGACACCGAUAAUGAUAAGGGGAAAGAAAACGAGCCGCGUCUACCACCUUCUGCAGCGGAUGCCGAUCCUCAUCCCGAUUCUGAGAAGACACGGUCCGCUUUCCGCUGUGAGGUCUGCUGCGUCAUUUUCUGCGCGAAAUGCAAACGGGCGGCGGCGGCGAGGAUCGAUGACGCCGAACGAGCGACUUCUGAAACAUGA